GCAGGAACAUCCCUUCAGUGAAUAGACAGACUGAGCACUUACUGAUUAGAUAAGUAUUAUCCGUGUCCUCCCUCUUGCUCAAACAGAAAUUUUAAGCUGUCUUGAUUCUCUAUUAUAUCAUUGAAUCCUCUAAAGAAUCAUUCUGCUUUCUCUCCUCAGAUUAUCUCCGAGACCACCUCCAUUACUCAUCCCAACAAAUGAUUAUCAGCCUAUCUGAUAGGGAGGGAUCAAGAAUCACAAACAGCUCCAGACAAGAGGACCAAAAGUGAACAGACCCAGCCUGAAGCAGCCAACUGGAGACACCCCAGGACAGGAGCCAGGAGGAGCACCGUGCCAGGGAGGAACUACCUGAGAAGGACAAACGGGAGCUGGACCCAGUAUCUCUGUUACGAAGAGUUCUAUGGGGUGUUUUUCCCUGUGUUUAAUGAGGAGCUGCAUCUCGUCUAUGUAAAGGCCCUGAAUGAGACAUCAUAGCCCCUGAGAGGGAGCUGAUUGGAGAGGAGAGAUGGAGGAAGGAGAGUGUUCUACUAAUGAUGGACAGCAGAUGAAGGCGCCCCUUAACCAGGGUGCAACUGGGGAGAAAAGAAGGGAGCAAAGCUAUUGUAACAGGCUGGAUAGAGACACUGAGGCAUGCCCAGAAGAGGGGACACGUCAAACUGCCAUGUAUGGAUGCAGCAAGCAGCUGAGUACACCAGUGAGCUCCGAGGGAACAGGCCCUGGGUCUAACAGGCUCAGGAAACGAGCUUCCCGUCAAGUCCCAGUCCCAGCUGUUGUCCUAGCUGCAGUCACAGUUUUUAUGUUGAUCGCCAUCAUCAUCGUCAUUACUCUAGCAGUACUUUUAGCAGUGGAAAAAUCCAAACCACCUGUGGCUGUUCCAGGCCCCCCUGCUGUGCCCGGCUGCCCGGACGGCUGGAUCGGAUACCGAGGGAAAUGCUAUUAUUUCUCAGAGACUGAAGGGAACUGGACCUAUAGCCAGAGCCAGUGCUCUGCACUCAACGCCUCCCUGGCUGGGAUCGACAGUGAUCAGGAAAAGGAUUUCCUGCUGCGCUUUAAGGGUUUCUUUGGCCGUUGGAUUGGCCUCCAGAGGAAGCCAGGCCAGCCCUGGAGAUGGCCCAAUGGCACCAAAUUUGACAACCGAUUUCCCAUAGGAGGAGGAGGUGACUGUGCGUAUGUGAUUGAUGACAACGGGGUCAGCAGCUCGAGGUGCAGCACAGGGAGAUCCUGGAUCUGCAGCAAACCUGAUGCCCAUAUAAUGGGGAAGGGACAUGACAUGGAAUCAUAAGUUUGAGACUCAUAGGAACCAGACCUGGAAAAGCUUUAUUAGGGGUCACAUCUUCCACUACUCAAAGAUGAAGACAGAACCAGUCUCCUUCCUUAGACUCUCCUUGAGGAUUCCUUUGUUUUGGAAUUUUCCCUUUUGCUGUGCAGACAGUUUGAUAAGAAGUGUGAGAAUACUUCCAGC
Molecule: messenger RNA, 1462 nt
Organism: Trachemys scripta elegans
Lineage: Eukaryota; Metazoa; Chordata; Testudines; Emydidae
Product: C-type lectin domain family 2 member D-like
Exons: 8
Coding region: 506-1282 (258 amino acids)
Source: RefSeq, a predicted model, not a curated record